AUGGACCUGAUCCCAAACUUUUCCAUGGAAACCUGGGUUCUCCUGGGAAUCAGCCUGGUGCUCCUCUAUCUAUAUGGGACCUAUUCACAUGGAUAUUUUAAGAAGCUGGGAAUUCCAGGGCCAACACCUCUGCCCUUUUUUGGAACUCUUCUUAAUUAUCGCCGGGGCUUUUUUAAUUUUGAUGCAGAAUGUUAUAAAAAGUAUGGAAAAACAUGGGGCAUAUAUGAUGGUCGACGGCCUGUUUUGGUUAUUACGGAGCCAAGCAUUAUCAAAACAGUGCUCAUCAAAGAAUGUUAUUCUGCCUUCACUAACCGACGGGAUUUUGGUCCAGUGGGAUUUAUGAAAAAAGCCAUCUCUUUGUCUGAGGAUGAAGAAUGGAAGAGAAUAAGAACACUGCUGUCUCCAACCUUCACCAGUGGAAAACUCAAGGAGAUGUUCCCCAUCAUUAACCAGUAUGGAGAUAUGUUGGUGAAAAACAUGAGACUGGAAUCAGAGAAGGGCAAGUUUAUCAACUUGAAAGACAUCUUUGGGGCCUACAGCAUGGAUGUGAUCACUGCUACAUCAUUUGGAGUGAACAUCGAUUCCCUGAACAACCCACAAGAUCCCUUUGUGGAGAAAGUCAAGAAGCUCUUAAAAUUUGAUUUCUUUGACCCUUUGCUCCUCUCAAUAA
This is a messenger RNA of Marmota flaviventris (yellow-bellied marmot), 670 nucleotides long. The record is from RefSeq and is a predicted model, not a curated record. NCBI's taxonomy places the organism in Eukaryota, Metazoa, Chordata, Mammalia, Rodentia, Sciuridae.